Molecule: messenger RNA, 2576 nt
Organism: Entelurus aequoreus (snake pipefish)
Lineage: Eukaryota; Metazoa; Chordata; Actinopteri; Syngnathiformes; Syngnathidae
Product: proton channel OTOP2-like
Exons: 8
Coding region: 365-2110 (581 amino acids)
Biological process (GO): proton transmembrane transport
Cellular component (GO): membrane
Molecular function (GO): proton channel activity
Source: RefSeq, a predicted model, not a curated record
UGGUAUGGUAGUGACGUCAUCAAAUUGGCUAAAAAAUAAUCGCAGCUGGACAUCACGUCAGUAUUUUUAAUAUUAGAAGCGGUACGGUCCUUUCAUUGUCACCCUAAAGAGAAUUCCAGUUUUCUCCGUAAAUAGUUUUUUUUUUUUCAAUGAAUACCGUAUUUAUUAAAAUGUAUGUGAGUUUGUGAAGGCUGACCCGGAAAUGGUCUAGUAGUGACGUCAUCGAAUCAGCCUAAAAUAUUCGCAGCUGGACAUCACGUAUUUUGAUAGUUUGAAGCGGCGGUGAACGAGGCGGAGUUGGUAAUAGGUUUGUGUGGGUUUAAUUAUUUGGCGUGUGUGUGUGUGUAGGCGGAGGGAUACCAUCAUGAGAACCGUGGCUGAAAAGAUGUUAAGGACCUGUAACAAACUACUCACAAGAAAAACCCCAAAUGAUGAUACAGAGGCUCACCCCUCCAACGUCGAUAUGGCGGCCCAUAUGGAGAACGUCCAACACCUGGAGAACGUCCAACACCUGCACAAUAUUGAGGCCGCCAGCGGGUACGUGCGUCACGUGGAGGCGGUGGCCGAGCGGGCCCAUCACGGCGGCGGUUGGCUACUGUCUGGCAUCGUCUGCAUCAACAUUCUCAUCCUGGGCUGCGCUCUGGUCAGCAGCAGCGCCUUCGACGGCGUGGCCGUCACGGCCGUGCACAAGCAGAUUUUCCUCAUGGUGCUGCUGCUGGCCACCAUGCUGUGGAUGCUCUUCUACACCUUCUUCACCUUCCGCAAGAACAAAGCCGUGAUGACUGAGGACAGCCAUGCCGGUCCUGUGUGGCUACGAGGUGGUCUGGUGCUGUUCGGCCUGCUGAGUCUCCUCAUGGACGUCUUCAAGAUCGGCAACUACGUGGGCUACCUUCGCUGCGACUCUGCCGUCAAAGUGGCCUUCCCUGCCGUCCAAGCCGUCUUUUUGAUCAUUCAGACUUACUUCCUGUGGGUCCACGCCAAGGACUGCGUGCAGCUCCAUACGAACGUCACGCGGUGCGGCCUCACGCUCACCCUGUCCUCGAACCUGGUGGUGUGGAUGUCUGCGGUUACCGAGGAGUCUCUCCACCAGACGGACGCUCCCUACGUGAACAUGAGCGCCCCACACAGGAUGUACAGAGCCGCUUACGUCACCAAGUGCAACUGCAGCCACUCGGCGUGCAGCACCUUCGAGGAGGCCUUCUACUACCUGUACCCUUUCAACAUCGAGUACAGCCUCUUCGCCUCCGCCAUGGCCUACGUCAUGUGGAAGAACGUGGGCCGCCUGGUGGAGGACCACGGCCACCGCCACGUCGGAUUCCGGCCCAAGGAGGCACGCCUGGGCCCGGUGGCGGGCCUGCUCUUGGUGGUAGUGGGACUGGUGACGUUCAUCGUCUACGAAGUGGAGAUGGCCCAGGAAGACCGGGGCGAGCAGUCGCACGCCCUCCUCAUCCAUUUCGUCAUGAACAUAGUCAUCGUAAGCCUCAUGUGCGUCUUCACCGUCGUGGGCUGCGUGGUGUACCGGCUGGACCAGCGGGAGCACGUCUCGGAGAAGAACCCCACCCGCAGCCUGGACGUGCAGCUCCUGGUGGGGGCCUCCAUGGGGCAGUUCAUCAUCAGCUACUUCAGCAUCGUCGCCACGGUGGCCGAGGGGGCCCGAGGCUACCUGAACGCCCUCAACCUGGCGUGGGGGGUCGUGAUGGUGGUGCAGCUGGGCCUGCAGAACUACUUCAUCAUCGAGGGGCUGCACCGGGAGCCCUUCCACUCCAUGCGAGAGGCGGCCCUGCACAGCAACGCGCACGCCUCGCAGGAACACUCGGAGGCGAGCGCCGUCACGGGGGCCCGCGAGUCCAGCUGCCCGUUGACGUCCGUCACGCGGCUCAGCUGGAAAAGGAGAGUGCUGAAGGAAGUGUGCGCCUUUCUGCUGCUAGCUAACGUCAUUCUGUGGAUUAUGCCCGCCUUUGGUGCUCGCCCCCAGUUUGAUCACAGCGUGGAGAUCAAGUUCUACAAGUUCACUAUGUGGGCUGCUAUUGUCAAUAUAGGACUCCCUUUCGGGAUAUUCUACCGCAUGCACACAGUCGCCAGUCUUUUUGAGGUCUAUGUUAUAACAUAGGUUGGCCUCUUUCCAUUUCCAAUGGCUUCUUUUUUAAAAUAGGACAUUUUUAAUUUUUACCAAUAAACUAAGAACUCCUUAGAUCACGUAAUAUGUGUAGUUUUACUUUUUUUACUUGAUCAUUAAAACUUUCAAAGUUAUACUUUAAACAUUACUCGUACAAGUAAAUGCUUUAUGAUAGUGACAAUUUGACCCUGGAACAGAUCAAUUCACUGCAUUUUUAAUGGUGAAAAUUGUUUUGAAAAUGAGAGCAUUGGAGUCUGCCAGGCGACUCUGCAUUGUCAAGUCAGGUUUAAGUUGGGUGAACGCGUCACAGGAGGAGAACAUGUGAUCAGCGUUCUGGCAAUUUUCCAAAUUAUAUUGGGAAAUAUUUAUGAAAUAUUUAUUUGAAUGUACAACACCCAAAACCAGUGAAGUUGGCACGUUGUGUAAACGGUAAAUAAAAACUGAAUACAAUAAUUUGCAU